CUUCUACCCAUGUUGUCACUCUAUCUACUUUCUCUAUAAAUAUAUACCAACAACAAACUGCUUCAAAGCAUAGCAAGCAGAACAUAGAAAAAUAACACACACAAACAGAGCUUAGUCUAAGUCUCUUAGCAAACAGGGGCAACCUGAACUUAAGAACACACAACCAUGGCAAAGAACAUGAACGCUCUCCUCCUUGCGCUUCUUGCUGCAACCACCUUGUUCCACGCCGCAUCAGCUCAGACCAGACACUUUGUGGGUGACUCCACCGGCUGGACCAUCCCUACCGGCGGCGCUUCAUUCUACACCAACUGGGCUGCUAACAAAACUUUCUCCGUCGGUGACACUCUCGCGUUCAACUACGCAGCAAGUGCACACAACGUAGAGGAAGUGACAAAGGAAAAGUAUGAUUCUUGCAACUCAACAUCUCCAAUUGCAACUUACACCACCUCACCUGUGACAGUCACCAUUAACAAUACCGGUGCUCAUUACUUCAUCUGCGGCGUUACCGGCCACUGCCUCGGCGGUCAAAAGCUCUCCAUCAAUGUCACUGGUGGCAGCAGCACUGCCACUCCUCCUUCAUCCACCGCUACUCCCCCUUCAUCAUCCACCACUCCUUCACCACCAUCAUCCACCACUCCUUCACCAUCAUCCACUGUUGCCCCUCCUCCUAAGGACUCCGCCGCCGUGUCUCUUGGUGCUGCUGGAGUGGUUGCCAGCACGGGGAUGACAAUCGCCGCGGUUUUUUUCUUCUAGAGAGAUCGUAGCUAGUAUGAUUGUUGUCUCACUUGUGUGAUUCUAUUUUGCUCUUGUAUUUUAUCACAAAUUCAGUUUUUUUUUUGGGGUUAGACAUUUUACAAUAAAUUUUAAUUUUUCAGUUCAUCUUUCUUCAAAAAUAAAAAGAUUUUUCAGUUC
Lotus japonicus is the source of this 912-nucleotide messenger RNA. Its product is annotated as mavicyanin-like. The record is from RefSeq and is a predicted model, not a curated record. Gene Ontology annotation, molecular function: electron transfer activity. Gene Ontology annotation, cellular component: plasma membrane. NCBI's taxonomy places the organism in Eukaryota, Viridiplantae, Streptophyta, Magnoliopsida, Fabales, Fabaceae. The transcript has 2 exons. Bases 166 to 753 code for a protein of 195 amino acids.